This is a messenger RNA of Daldinia childiae, 870 nucleotides long. Its product is annotated as Rhamnolipids biosynthesis 3-oxoacyl-[acyl-carrier-protein] reductase. Gene Ontology annotation, molecular function: oxidoreductase activity. The record is from RefSeq and is a predicted model, not a curated record. The coding region runs from base 1 to 870 and encodes 289 amino acids. NCBI's taxonomy places the organism in Eukaryota, Fungi, Ascomycota, Sordariomycetes, Xylariales, Hypoxylaceae. The transcript has 2 exons.
AUGGCCGACGAAACAGCUCUUACCGACUUCCCGUCGCUCUUCUCCCUCAAGGGUAAAGUCGCCGUCGUGACAGGCGGUUCUCGAGGUCUGGGUUUGAACGCAGCUUCAGCUUUCCUCCAAGCCGGCUGCUCCAAAGUAUUCAUCACCUCGCGCAAAGCCAAAGCCUGCGACGCCGCCGUCGCGCAGCUCAACUCCCUGCCAAACCUCCAACCCGGCGCCCGCGCCAUCUCCGUCCCCGCCGACAGCAGCACCCUCGCCGGCGUCGAGUCCCUCGUGUCCCAGGUAUCCAAGCACACCGAGUACGUCGACAUCCUGUUCGCGAACGCGGGCGCCACCUGGGGCGAGGCCUUCGACACGCACCCCGACGGCGCCUUCCAGAAGGUCAUGGACCUGAACGUCAAAGGCGUGUUCUUGUGCAUACAGAAGUUCGCGCCGCUGCUGGAGAAGCGCGCUACCGUCGAGGACCCCAGCCGCGUCAUCAUCACGUCGAGCGUCGCGGGCUUGGGCGUCGGCACUACGGGGCCCCAGGCUACGUUUGGCUAUAGCGCCAGCAAGGCCGCUGUUAUUGCGCUGGGUCGCAAUCUGGCGCUGGAGCUAGGGCCUCGCCAUAUCCUGGUUAAUUCCAUCUGCCCCGGUUGGUUCCCGACUAAGAUGGCCACGGGCUUGUUGUCUAUGACGGGUGGUCUCGAGAAGCACGCCGCGCGCAACCCGAACAAGCGGCUCGGCAGGCCUGAGGAUAUCGCCGGUGUGGUAGUUUAUCUGUCGAGUCGAGCAGGGUCGCACGUUAACGGCGCGACGAUACAGAUAGAUGGUGGUGCGUUGUGGAAUACGGUCUCCCUAGAAGCCGGGUCGGCGGAGCCUAAGCUAUGA